GGACCGGGUCUGCACGAGGACCAUGGGCGCGGCGCUGGGCACCUGCGCGCGACCGGCCCUCCUGCCCCGCGGGGCCCGCGGCGCCUGGGCCCUCGGGGUGCCCCCCGCGCCCACCCGCCGGUGCCACUCGACGCCCGGCCGCCCGCGCCCCGUGCCCAUGAAGAAGCGCGGGUACGACGUGACCCGGAACCCGCAUCUCAACAAGGGCAUGGCCUUUACACUUGAAGAAAGACUACAGCUUGGAAUCCAUGGCCUAAUCCCCCCCUGCUUCCUAAGCCAGGAUGUCCAGGUCCUCCGCAUCAUGAGAUAUUAUGAGCAGCAGAAGAGCGACCUGGACAAGUACAUCAUUCUCAUGACCCUCCAAGACCGAAACGAGAAGCUCUUCUACCGAGUGCUGACGUCAGACGUGGAGAAAUUCAUGCCCAUCGUGUACACGCCCACCGUGGGGCUGGCCUGUCAGCACUAUGGCCUGACCUUCCGCAGGCCCCGCGGGCUGUUUAUCACCAUCCACGACAAGGGCCACAUUGCAACAAUGCUAAACUCUUGGCCAGAAGAUGACAUUAAGGCCGUGGUGGUUACUGAUGGGGAACGCAUCCUGGGCUUGGGAGACCUGGGCUGCUAUGGCAUGGGCAUCCCAGUGGGCAAGCUGGCCCUGUAUACCGCCUGUGGAGGAGUGAACCCACAGCAGUGCCUCCCUGUCCUGCUGGAUGUUGGCACCAACAAUGAGGAGCUGCUCAGAGACCCUCUAUACAUUGGCCUGAAACACCAGCGCGUGCGCGGGAAGGAUUAUGAUGAGCUGUUGGACGAGUUCAUGCAGGCCGUGACAGAUAAGUUUGGAAUAAAUUGCCUCAUCCAGUUUGAAGACUUUGCCAACGCCAAUGCCUUCCGCCUGCUCAACAAAUACCGCAACAAGUACUGCAUGUUCAAUGAUGACAUCCAAGGCACAGCUUCUGUGGCAGUGGCGGGGAUCCUGGCCGCUCUGCGAAUCACCAAGAACAAACUCUCUAAUCAUGUGUUUGUUUUCCAAGGUGCAGGUGAGGCAGCCAUGGGCAUUGCCCACCUUCUUGUCAUGGCCCUAGAGAAAGAAGGUGUACCCAAGGCAGAGGCCACAAAGAAGAUCUGGAUGGUGGACUCCAAGGGGCUCAUUGUGAAGGGGAGGAGCCACCUGAACCACGAGAAGGAGAUGUUUGCCCAGGACCAUCCUGAAGUGAAGUCCCUGGAGGAGGUGGUGAGACUGGUGAAGCCCACAGCCAUCAUAGGUGUUGCCGCCAUGGCGGGCGCCUUCACGGAGCGGAUUCUGAGGGACAUGGCCUCCUUCCACGAGCGCCCCAUCAUCUUUGCUCUCAGCAACCCCACCAGCAAGGCCGAGUGCACUGCGGAGAAGUGCUACCAGGUCACCGAGGGCCGGGGCAUCUUUGCCAGCGGAAGCCCUUUCAAGAGCGUGACCCUGAGUGACGGCCGGACCUUCAUCCCUGGGCAGGGCAACAACGCCUAUGUGUUCCCCGGAGUGGCACUGGGAGUCAUCGCAGGCGGGAUCCGCCACAUCCCCGAGGAGAUCUUCCUCCUGACCGCAGAGCAAAUUGCCCAGGAGGUCUCUGAGCAGCAUCUGUCCCAGGGGAGACUGUAUCCACCACUCGGGACCAUUCGAGAUGUGUCUCUGAGAAUCGCCGUCAAAGUCAUCGACUUCGCGUACAAACACAACCUGGCCUCCUACUACCCGGAGCCCCAAGACAAGGAAGCUUUUGUAAGAUCUCUGGUCUACACUCCAGACUAUGACUCCUUUACACUGGACAGCUACUCUUGGCCCAAGGAAGCCAUGAAUGUCCAGACAGUCUGAUGCAGCCUCGGGGGCUGGUGUGGGACUGAAUGAAGCCCCAGUAACGCUGGAACUAUAAAUGAUUUCCCAAAUGACAUCCUUGUCACUGUCUUUUUCCUUUGAACUCUCUGGUGUGAAGGGCGAUGCCCAGGCACAC
Molecule: messenger RNA, 1973 nt
Organism: Talpa occidentalis (Iberian mole)
Lineage: Eukaryota; Metazoa; Chordata; Mammalia; Eulipotyphla; Talpidae
Gene: ME3
Product: malic enzyme 3
Exons: 14
Coding region: 23-1837 (604 amino acids)
Biological process (GO): pyruvate metabolic process; malate metabolic process
Cellular component (GO): mitochondrion
Molecular function (GO): malate dehydrogenase (decarboxylating) (NAD+) activity; malate dehydrogenase (decarboxylating) (NADP+) activity; NAD binding
Source: RefSeq, a predicted model, not a curated record